AUGUACAGGAUUCCAUUCAAAGUACCCGGCAGUCGCGCACACCGUGAACUAUUUCAUUUCUACUGUUGCGAAGCAGCCGACUCUUUAUCUCGAUUCUCAGAUACUACGCUAUGGACGCACCUCAUCCUGCAGAGAAGCCAAGACCAGUCCGUAAUCCGCAAUUCUGUUGUUGCGCUCACCUCUCUUUAUCGCGACUAUAUGUUUGUUGGAUCACCGCAGCUUGAAGUGUCUGUCAAACACAUCCAGCUUAUUACCAAAGCGCAUUCUCAGCUUCGUGCACAUCUUGCCCGGGAUCCUUCAGCUGAAGUUGCGCUUAUCUGCAGCCUCAUAUUCUAUACCUUCGAGUGUCUGAUCGGCAAUGUCCAGCAAGCAUUAUGGCAUCUGGAUCAAGGUCUGAUUCUCCUGCGAAGGUUUCAGACGGAUUAUGCGUAUAUUGUGGAUAGCCAGGAGACAUAUGCGCAGUUGAUGGUGAUCUACUCUCAGCUUGAUAUUCAUGCAAGUAUUUUUUCACCCGAGAGAACGCCUAUUCUCAGGCUUGCGUUGCCGGCACAAGGGUCGGGGGUGAUGCUUACGGUUCCAGAGCGAAUUUCUGGUCUAUCCCAUCUCGAGAACUCGCUUACCGCGCUCCAGAAUUGGACGCUAUGGCACCUUAUGGAAUUUGUGGAAUACAAGAAUCUACCUCAGGCUCAAGUACCAUAUAUUGUUCUUCAGGAAAGAUUGCACCUGGAAGCUCAAUUUCAGAUGUUGGAAGAAAUUGUGGAGGAAAUAACCACGAGUGAACAUUUUCAGUCUUUUACUUCCGCUCAACGCCAACGACUCGUACUUCUACGAAGCCAGGCACUUAUCUUCCAUGCAGUUCUCUUGGAAAAUAUCAUCUGCACUCUUCAUGGCGCCGAUAUCCCUCUAGAAGCGACUUGCAGAUUUAAUAUCGCUCUCACCCAAAUAUCAAACCUGAUAUCUCUGUCAUCUGAAUCUGAAUCUGGGUCUGGGUCUGGGUCUACUUUCGAAAAGAAGACUCCUUCCAAUCGAGUCUUCACCCUUUCGACAAAUAUCAUCGCGAUGCUAUACUUUAUCUGCCUAAAAACAAACGACCGCCGUAUUUUGCGCACGGCACUCUCCUUGAUGCAAGGGUCUCUAUUUAGAUCUCGUGAUGGACUUUGGGAUGCACGUACUGCUGUGACUAUUGUUAAAGCAAUGCUAUCCGAAAAUGAUAUACAAAGCGAAGAGCCUCAGAUGGAUUUCAAACUAGAAGAUGUGGGCAUUGGAAUUGUCGAUACAGAUGGUGGAUUGGAGGAAGCAUUCAAAGUGUUAAAACUUGAACAAAGCCAGAUCAAACAAUUAGAUACAAACACAGAACCAUAA
This is a messenger RNA of Penicillium samsonianum, 1362 nucleotides long. RefSeq lists its product as uncharacterized. The transcript has a single exon. The record is from RefSeq and is a predicted model, not a curated record. The coding region runs from base 1 to 1362 and encodes 453 amino acids. NCBI's taxonomy places the organism in Eukaryota, Fungi, Ascomycota, Eurotiomycetes, Eurotiales, Aspergillaceae.